AUGGAAAUCAAGAGCCAAAUCGAUAGAAGAGAAAAACACUUCAAACAAAAUUUCUUUACAGGUAUAAUGGUGCAUUGGAUCAUAUCAGACUUGCCACUAAUUUCAAUCGGAAUUUGCACAUGCAUUUAUGCAAUUGUCUUUUAUUCAUUUGUUCCUUCAUCUCCUUGGAUGAUGGUUUCAGUUUUUUUUUUCAUUCUAUGUACGUCCCUCGUUAUGGCUAUAAUACCUGAGCACUACAAACAAAAGAUGAAAGUUUAUGACGAAAAACUAGAAAAAAUGGUUAUUCCUGAAUUUAUAGAGAAUAGACCUUUUAAAGAAACAAAUGUGAUGCAAAAAGACGAAAUACUAGCAAUCAUAUUAAGGAAUGUGAACGCUAAAUUCGUAUCCACAAUGAAGAAGCAAUAUGCUUUUAAGAACAUAGAACAGUUAGUGAAAUUUCAUGAUAAUAUUAUUGCAGGAUUCACGAAGAGGUAUUUUGAAAAAUAUAAGGAAUUACCGCUCGAAGACAUUCAAGGCUGGGAUAGGAUGUUGUUAGUUGCUAAGAACAUUCAAGACGAAGAUUUGAAAGAUGUCUAUGCUGACAUGGUUUCACCGGAAAUAAUUCAGAAAUACAGCAAUAUCCGACCCACGACUCAAGAAAAUGGACUGGCAACGAACGAGAGCUAA
Messenger RNA from Debaryomyces hansenii CBS767, 666 nucleotides. Its product is annotated as DEHA2E23144p. The record is from RefSeq and is a predicted model, not a curated record. The coding region runs from base 1 to 666 and encodes 221 amino acids. Lineage: Eukaryota; Fungi; Ascomycota; Pichiomycetes; Serinales; Debaryomycetaceae. The transcript has a single exon.